Rotaria sp. Silwood1 is the source of this 978-nucleotide messenger RNA. The record is from the annotation of a GenBank genome assembly. Lineage: Eukaryota; Metazoa; Rotifera; Eurotatoria; Philodinida; Philodinidae.
AUGAGUAAUGAAGCUAUUGAAUCAUUAAAUUUUAUCUCCGAUCAAUUCAAUCGAUAUUUAGCACCUAUUAUAUUUCUUUUUGGUACAUUUGGAAAUAUUCUAAACUGUUUAGUUUUAUCACAACCGAAACUUCGAUCAAAUUCAUGUGCAUUAUUUUUUCUUGUUUCAUCAUUUAUUGAUCUUAUUUCCAUUCUAGUUGGUCUACCAACUCGAAUAUUGGCUGGUUGGCAUCUUGAUCCAACAAAUACAAUGGAUGGGGCAUGUAAAACUCGUGUUUUUAUUGUAUUUAGUACAAGAACAAUAGCAAUAUGGUUGAUUACAUUAGCUACAAUUGAUCGAUGGUUAAUAUCAUCCAUUGAUAUUCGUCGUCGUCAAAUGAGUAAUUUAAAAAAUGUUAAACGAGAAGUAUUUAUCAUUGUGAUUCUAUCAAUUCUUUUUCAUAUUCAUAUGUUUCCCUGUUAUGAAGCUAAUAAUAUGGAUGCACCAUUGAAAUGUUAUGAAAAAAUAGCAGGAUGUCGUCUUCUUACGGAUCUAACUUAUGUAAUACUGACCAUAACAAUACCAUUGAUUUUAAUGACUAUAUUUGGUCUAUUAACGAUUUCACAUGUGCAUCAUCUUCAUACUCGUGUAGUACCCACAGGAACUCCUUUAAGGACUAUGGAUCGAAGUAGUCGUGCUAAUGCACAUUCAAAGAAAACUGAUCGUCAUUUACUUCGUAUGCUUAUACUACAAAUAUUUUUACUAAUAGUAUUGUGUAUUCCGCAGGCUAUUCAAAAACUUUACAUAACAGUCAAACCGUUUGGUUCUGGAUCUGAAUUAGAAGAUGCCAUAAAAACUUUUCUUUAUAACAUUGAGAUACUUCUAGCUUUCAUGGCAACUGCAAUGCCAUUCUAUAUUUAUGUAUUAGCUGGUGGAAGUGUUUUUCGAAAAGCAUCUAUGAAUUUACUACGACAAAUGCAACAAAAGAUUACAUGUUGA